AUAUUGCAGUUAUGAGUGUCACGCUGACAUUUAGUUUUCAAAAUUUUUCCUCUUCUUGAUUUUUUCAUUACGAAAUGAUGUUAAACUUCGCCUGAAAUUGAUCGUCCGUGUCCCUGUCGUUCGCAUGUUUUAUUUAUUGACAUAACACUAUGUGGUAGAUCAUAAAUCACAAAUAUUUUAUCGAUUAACCCAAAAUUAAAAAUGCCAUUUCUGAAGGAACGUAAGAAAAUCUCCAGGUCACACGAGCUCGAAAAUAACGCGAAGAAAAAUGGUUUAAGACAUGCAGUGUUUAAUAUUGUGGGUGAUAAGUACAUCGGCGAGUGGCGAAAUGACUUUAAAACAGGGAAGGGUGCACUGUUCACACGCCAUAGACAAUUAUACGAAGGUGAUUUUGAAGAUGGUUUUCGGCACGGUUUCGGCGUCUUGGCCUAUUUGCACGAAAACAAUUUCUUCCUGCUUGAAUAUCGCGGUAAUUGGAGACGUGGAAAAAUGCACGGGUUUGGUUUAAGGCGAUAUCGAGAUGGGGGUGUUUAUAUUGGGGAUUGGAAAAAUGGGAAAAGACAUGGUUAUGGUCUAAUGUGGUAUCCGGGAGGGGAUUUUUACGCCGGUGAUUUCGUAAAGGAUGUGAGACAGGGGCUGGGGAUGUUGGUAAGACCUGAUUCAAGUCGAUAUGAAGGCAGUUGGUUUGGUGAUAUGAAGCACGGGAAAGGGAGGUUUCUUCAUUUGGUUACGGGGCAGAUGCAGCAAGGGGUUUGGGUUAGAGAUGUGUGCGUUUUUUGUACGUUUAUCGACAUAAGGUAUCGGCAGAGUGGCCUACGACCAACCCAAUAUCCUAUUCAUAAGAUCGAACUGCUUGAUGUGGAUGAACUUUGUGCAACCCGAGAAAUGAAAACACUUCAAGAAAUCGUCAACUCUUGCCUAAGCCUCCACGAAAGUAUAUCAAGUGAAAUAAACCAACUCGUUUAGUAUAUAAAUAAUAAAUGUAUUUCGUUACCAAUAAAAAUACAAUAAUGUAAAAAUGCUUAAAAAUAUAACAGAUCACAGUUCUCAAUUGCUCCAUGUCUUGAGAAAACUGUACUUGUACACAGCCAUGAAUUGUAAAAAAUGUGUAAUUAAACAAUGUGCACACCUGAAAGUAAAUCAUUGACACCAUUAACCCUAUUGUGCUCAAUAUCCCCUUGCUCAAUCUGUUCCUUGAGCCUUUCAAGCUCCCUAAUCCCCGAAACCGUCAUUUCAUAUUUGUGAGCAACAAGCGAUCGGUAAAAAUGUAUCGCAAAAGCGAGAAACACAAACAAAAUCGGUAUAAGAACAACACUGGCCGACCAAGCGGCCGUUUUAUUAAUAUCAUAAAACUUAACCCAAC
Molecule: messenger RNA, 1363 nt
Organism: Tribolium castaneum (red flour beetle)
Lineage: Eukaryota; Metazoa; Arthropoda; Insecta; Coleoptera; Tenebrionidae
Product: MORN repeat-containing protein 3
Exons: 4
Coding region: 202-966 (254 amino acids)
Source: RefSeq, a predicted model, not a curated record